This is a messenger RNA of Rhopalosiphum padi (bird cherry-oat aphid), 3909 nucleotides long. RefSeq names its product tigger transposable element-derived protein 4-like. Gene Ontology annotation, cellular component: nucleus. The coding region runs from base 1036 to 2541 and encodes 501 amino acids. The transcript is spliced from 2 exons. Gene Ontology annotation, molecular function: DNA binding. The record is from RefSeq and is a predicted model, not a curated record. NCBI's taxonomy places the organism in Eukaryota, Metazoa, Arthropoda, Insecta, Hemiptera, Aphididae.
GCAUGCGUGAGCCAUAAUACAUAAUUUAUGAUUGAAAAAAUAUAAAAAAAAAAAAAAUCCAAUGACUAUACGCACCCCUAUAUUCACAUAUAUUAUUGUUAUAGGACAAGCACCGUUUUACGUUGAACAAUACCUGUAUAUCAUCAAUCUAUCAUAAUAUACUUAUAUAAAGAUAUUCGCUUUGUCGUCUCUAUAAUAAUAAUAAUAAUAAUAAUAAUAUAGUGUGUACUAGAGCCAUUGCGUAUAAUAAAUAUUUAAUAAACACCGAAUGAUAUAUAAUAUAAUAUAUGUUUGCGAUGACGAUAGAAUUCAUACCUAUGUAUAAUAUCCGCAUCAUCCGCUGCGAGAGCUGAAGAUGAUAGUACAGCCGCAAGCGCGUCCUGCUCGUAUAUAUAUAAUAAUAUAAUCUAAUCAUCCUCGUCCGUAUAAUAUAUAUAUUUGUGUAAUAUAUCAAUAUAAUCGUUUUCAAAAUAUCGAACGUAUACCUAUAUAUAUAUAUAUAUAUGCCGUAGAUUCAUCAUUUAUAUGUAUUAGGUAUAAUAUAACAAUUAUAAUAUACUACGCGGUGAAGGAUCAUCUAUAAAUCCGCAAUCUCGCGUAUCGAACUCUCGGCCGUUCAAAAAAAUGUCAUCUUCGUCCCUAUCCACAGAGUAUCCACAUCGUUUCGACUCGUAAUCACUAUACUUACAAAUAAAUGCACCUUAUCAUGCAUGUAUUUAAUAAUACUGUUGCAAUACAAUUCAAAACAUUAUCUACACUCUACUUCGAGAAAGUUGAACUUGCACAUCUCCGGUAAAUUUUGAAAAUUUUCGGUUUAUCUAUGAGGUUGCAGUAUAAUUUAUAUUUAUAUUUAAUACGUUUAUAUACAGUAGUGCAGUGUAUUGGGGUUUGAUAGCUAAUACUAAAUAGUAAUUACUAAUUAGUAUAUUUAAAAUUAAUAGUUUAUGUGUUAGUGCCGGUUUUUUGAAACAGUCUUUCGGAACCGUGAAUUUACUUUCCAGUUAUUUAAAAAUAAAACAAUUUUUAUAUUUAAAUAUGUCGAAACGCAAAUUAAAAAUCUUAACGAUCGCCGAAAAAGUCAACGUUAUUAAUAUGGUUGAACAGGGUGGGAAAAAAAAUUAUGAAGUAGCAAACGCAUUUGGCAUACCGAGUUCUACGUUAUCAACUAUUUUAAAAAAUAAAACAAAAAUUAUAUCAAAUUUUAAAUUACAACCAAGUCGGAAGAAAAUUAAACUAGCUGAGUUUCCGAACCUGGAUUCUAGUUUAUUCAAGUGGUAUAUUCAGUGUAAGGAUAGUAAUUUACCCAUAAGUGGACCUAUAUUAAAAGAAAAGGCUAACAUAUUUGCAAAGUCACUAGGGUAUACGAAUUUCAAAAAUAGCACUGGUUGGCUAGAUAAAUGGAAAAAACGAAACAAUAUUACUUUACGAAAACCUUGCAGUUUAAAUAUGUCUGCCAGUAAAGAUCAACUCAGUAUUCAAUGGAAAGAUGAUAUUUUAACUAUCAUAAACGAAUAUUCACCUAACGAAAUUUUCACUGCAGACGAAACAGGACUUUUUUAUAAAUGUUUACCUGCAGAUAGUACUCAACAAUUAUCUUAUAGCGGAGUCGAUUGCCGUGAUGGUAAGCGAAGUAAAGAACGUGUUACGGUACUUUUGUGUACAAAUAUGAGUGGUACCGAAAAAGUCAAACCAUUACUAAUCGGAAAGUCUAUUAAACCAAAAUGUUUCAAAGGAAUUAAAUCAUUGCCAGUAGACUACGAAUCAAACCCAAAAUCAUGGAUGACGGCUUUAUUGUGGAAUAAAUGGCUUAAACAAUUUGAUGAAAAGUUGUUCAUGGAAAAUCGUAAGAUUAUAUUAUUGAUUGAUAACUGUACUGCUCAUGUCACUGUCUCAAAUUUAAAAGCGAUUACUAUCAAGUUUUUACCAACGGACAGGACUUCAAAAUUUCAACCACUUGAUCACGGUAUAAUCCAAAACUUCAAAGGUUUUUAUAGAAAAGAAGUGAUACAUAAGAUAACCUCACAUAAUGAACUUCAAAACACUAUUUCAAUUGAUUUGUUACAAGCUAUACGAAUAACCGACAAAUCAUGGAGACAAGUUACAUCAGAAAUGAUAUCAAAUAGUUUCAGAAAAGCGGGUUUCCUACAUCCGGGUACACAUUUUGUUGAAAAAACAUCCUCCAAUCAAGAAUCAUAUCAAGAAAAAAAUUAUCCUGAAUGGUCUUAUAUUAUACAAAAGUACAAUUUAAUGCCAGAAUUCACAUUUAACAAUUAUGUACAAAUUGACGAAAAUCUAACAGUCUGUAGUAGUUUGAAUGAUUCUGAAGAUGCGGGAUUAACAAACUAUGUAUGUAAUAAUGACAAAGACAAUAAUGUGACUUUAAAAAAAGUUUCGUUUAAAGAAGCAACAAAAGCAUUGGGAAUUUUACGUAAUUUUAUUGAAACAACAGAAGGAAUGAACAAUAUUCAUUUUGAAGCAUUAGGAACAUUAGAAGAUGCCAUGGAUAAAAUAAAACAUACAGAAACAUCAAGUAUUAUUUAAAAAAAAAAUUGUCAAAAGUGAUAUAUGUAAUGUAACUAUUACUCUAAUAUAGCAAUAUAGUAAUAUAUAAAUAAUAUUACGCAGAAUACAUUAUUGAUAGAUAUUCACACUGUAUACUAUUUUGCAUAGAAAUAUAUAAACUACUUUUUUUAUACUUUUUAUAAUGUAUUUUCCAAUUAUAUUAGCUACUUUAUUUAGGAUAUACGCAUUGAAUUUUGUUCUAUUAUAUUAGUAUGAGUAGUUUGGGACAUGAAAAUCAGUAAAAUAAAAAGUGUAAUAUUUUAUUUAAUGUAUACGAUUUAAAAAACUAGUGAAAUUAAUUUUCAGAUUCAAGAUAUUAAAAUAUGCUAUUAUUAUAUUAUAUUAUACCUAGUUAUAUUUACAUUAUUUUUAGAAGUGUAAAAAAUGUUAUUUAAUUAAACAUUUUUUUAGUUAUUCUAUAUAUGAAAAAAAAUGUAAUAUAGUUAGGUACGCGUAUACAUUUUUCCCCGGAAAAAUAUAACACUAAAUAUAAACUAAUAAACAUUUCUUACUUAAAGUAAGACGAAAAUGUAAUCUAAAUAAUAUAAGCAUAUAGAUAUAUUUUUAGAUUCUGAACGGGGUGAUUUAAAAAAAAAUAUAUUACAAUUUAAAUAUUGCAGGUAAUAUUAUAUUACUAAUAUAAUAUAGGUACCAUAGACGGCCUAGAGUCUAGACAGACAAAUAAUCUCCGUUCAGAAUCGUUUUUCGUACACAAUGAAUAAUGAUACCUAUAUAAUUGCAUUCAAAUUUAACACAUCCAUUAGACUAUUAGAGUGAUCUACUCUCCGCCCCUACUAUACAGCAGAGCGACUUUUUGAGUUUUUAUUUAGGUAUAAUAUUAAUAUUUAUAUAUGUUACAUUUAAUUUUAGUUAAAUAUAUUAUACAAUAAUAUAUAUACAUUGUUAUUUUUAAAUUGAGAUGUAAUAUACAGUGUACUCUCCAUUAUCCGUUGUCUUCCGCGGAAUCAUCUACAUACCCUAUAUGUAUACAAAAAAUGUAUAUAUCUUUAUAUUAUAUGUUAUAAUUAUCGGUUUAAUUGGGUUUUGAUAGCUAAUUACUCAAUAACGAAGUAAAAUACAAUGCGCUUGUUUAAUACAUAUUAAUACUUUUUAGUAAUUGUUGAUACGUUUAAUUCGUAAUUUUAAUUUUUCGGAUUAUCCACGGAAUUCGCUUAUCCGUGGAUGUCCUGCUACCCUAUUCCGCGGAUAAUCGAGAGUAGGUGCACUGUAAUAACAAUUAAUAAUUAUUUAUUGAUAUAAUAUAAUAUGCUACGUGUUUAAAUAUAUUAGUAUAUUAUUAUAAAUUUUUAUUUAAAAUAUAAUAAAAGUUUAAAUUUAUUUUUCUAA